Penicillium subrubescens is the source of this 1608-nucleotide messenger RNA. RefSeq names its product PEX28-32 family peroxisomal membrane protein. Gene Ontology annotation, cellular component: peroxisomal membrane. The coding region runs from base 1 to 1608 and encodes 535 amino acids. Gene Ontology annotation, biological process: peroxisome organization. The transcript is spliced from 3 exons. The record is from RefSeq and is a predicted model, not a curated record. Lineage: Eukaryota; Fungi; Ascomycota; Eurotiomycetes; Eurotiales; Aspergillaceae.
AUGGAUGAAUACACCCCGGACGCCCUGGUGAACCGUGACGAUCCUGUCCCCAUGAUAGACAUCAAGAAGCCGAGGCGCCAGAGGAGCGGCUCUACAGACAGUGCGCAUUCGCGAUCAUCGACGCAGUCGAAAAGCUCUAUCCAAGAUAGAUUGUUCUCCAAACUUCUACAGCAAGUCAUUCCCGCCGACGACGAAGAUGAAGCCAACUCCGGGGACGCCUUUGUGGCAUCCCCCAAGCGGCCACCCUUUAGUCUACCAACUAUGUCUAACAAUUUCCGCCGUUUUAAUGCAAGAAUUGGCGUAGUGUUUCUCUUUCAGACUCGAGCUGAACGUCUGCUAAGCUGGGAAACACCAACCCAUACCAUCUCUUUUCUAUUUGUCUAUUCCUUUAUCUGCUUGGAUCCGCACCUGGUUCUGAUUCUACCCUUGGUGAUUCUCCUCCUGUUCAUCAUGGUGCCGGCGUUUAUAACUCGCCACCCUCCACCACCUUCUACAUCUACGUCUAGUAUCGUUCCAUACUACUCCUAUGAAGGACCGGCACUGGCACCGGCAAAAACGAUCAAGCCGGCCUCGGAGACCUCGAAGGAUUUCUUCCGCAAUAUGCGAGAUCUCCAGAAUGUCAUGGCAGACUUUUCAGAUGCUCAUGAUGCGAUCAUAUCAGUGGUUGCUCCGCUAACGAAUUUCUCCAACGAGAAGCUAUCCUCGACUAUCUUCCUCGGCGGUACAGUGGCCACAGCGGUGCUAUUCCUCAUGGCGCAUCUUUUGCCUUUAAAGUUGAUCAUGCUCGCAGGCGGAAAUGCGGCCGUUCUGUCCAUUAAUCCCAAAGUGCAGAGCUUUGUCAAGGGCUUACUGGAAGAUGUAGGUGGUGGAUUAUCAGACCUGGACUCCGAUGAUGAUGAGACCCACGGUGGAUUUGGCGCCGCGAUUCCCAAGGACCCGUCCGUAGCAAUGUCUGCACUGGAACAGUUGGCAGAAAUCUCACUUGACACCGACCCUGAAGAGCGUGAAGUUGAAAUCUAUGAGCUCCAGCAUCGGGCACCAGGGACGUCAGAGUCUGGAUGGGAGAAUUUCCUCUUCAGCCCUCAACCAUAUGACCCUUUGUCGCCCUCACGCAUUGCCGGAGACCGGCCUCGGGGAUGCCGGUUCUUUGAUGACGUCCAGGCUCCGUCUGGUUGGAGAUGGAAGAGCAAGAAGUGGGAGCUUGAUUUGGACUGUCGUGAGUGGGUCGUCGAGCGUAUGAUCACAGGUGUUGGGUUCGAGCUCCCCGGGGUCACCCCGGAGGGCAACGCCAUCAUUGACCAAGUUGGUGGUUGGGUGUGGGAUCUGCCCUCUGAGCCAACCACUGCGCCUGGAGAAGAGGACGAUGAAGUAACUCCUACGGCGUACGGUGAUCUGGACGUGUCGACCCCCUCAUCCAAAUCAAAGGUUGCUUCGCCGGCAAAGGGCAAACAUCGGGCGAAGUCAUCUGGAGACUGGGAGGAAACAUCACCUGCUGCGUAUGAAGUAGGAGAGUGGCGACGUCGUCGGUGGGUGCGAAUCGUGCAGCGAAAGAAUCUCCCACCAGCUGGAUCUGUCACUGUCACGUAUUCAACGCUUGGCCAUAAUUGA